UCUGGUAGGUCCACAAUGGUACAGACAGCAUCUUGCAGCACAAUGGUUGCAAGGUGGUGAACAGUGAUUCAGCAUCGGCGAACCUCGGCAGCGUCUCGCCUCUGAGAUUUUUCUCUUCCCCCGCCUCUUCUCUCCAUCGUCUUUAUUUUAGUGCUUUUUUAGAUUUUGGUUGUUGUUCACGGCCACACUCGCCAUCUUUAUGAGCCCUUCAGCCAUGGUCGCCGCACUGUGUCCCGUCGGGAUGUUUUGAGGAGAAGAAAAGGGAACCUGUCACCGGACUGGGAUCGUCAUCAGCUGGCACGGAAUGGUAUUUAUGAGCAGACAUUUCUUAUAUAACUGCAGCCAACCGAUCCUGGAUGUAAAGAUAGCCUUUUGUCAGGUGUGUGUUCCUUACAGGUAAAAAAGGGUUUUGGUAAACAAGUGGAUGUGUCAUAUAUCGCCCAGCAUUACAACAUGAGCAAGAGCAAAGUGGACAACCAGUUCUACAGUGUGGAAGUGGGAGACUCCACCUUCACAGUUUUAAAGCGUUACCAGAAUUUAAAGCCCAUCGGCUCUGGAGCUCAGGGAAUUGUCUGUGCGGGCUAUGACGCUGUUCUGGACAGAAAUGUGGCCAUCAAGAAGCUGAGCAGACCCUUCCAGAACCAGACCCAUGCCAAGCGGGCAUACCGGGAGUUGGUGCUCAUGAAAUGUGUCAAUCACAAAAAUAUUAUCAGUUUAUUAAAUGUCUUCACACCACAGAAAUCAUUAGAGGAUUUCCAGGAUGUGUACCUGGCGAUGGAGCUGAUGGACGCCAACUUGUGCCAGGUGAUUCAGAUGGAGCUCGACCAUGAGAGAAUGUCCUACCUGCUCUACCAGAUGCUGUGUGGUAUCAAACAUCUGCACUCAGCUGGCAUCAUUCACAGGGACCUUAAACCAAGCAAUAUAGUGGUGAAGUCCGACUGCACCCUGAAGAUCCUGGACUUUGGCCUGGCGAGGACUGCAGGCACGAGCUUCAUGAUGACCCCUUAUGUGGUGACUAGAUACUACAGAGCCCCAGAGGUUAUCCUGGGCAUGGGAUACAAAGAGAAUGUGGACAUAUGGUCGGUGGGGUGCAUUAUGGGAGAAAUGGUGCGCCACAAAAUCCUUUUCCCUGGUCGGGACUACAUCGACCAGUGGAACAAGGUGAUUGAGCAGCUGGGCACGCCCGCGCUGGAGUUCAUGAAGAAGCUCCAGCCCACAGUGAGGAACUACGUGGAGAACCGGCCAAAGUAUGCCGGCCUCACCUUUCCCAAGCUCUUCCCCGACUGCCUCUUCCCCGCUGACUCUGAGCACAACAAACUCAAAGCUAGCCAGGCCAGAGACCUGCUGUCUAAGAUGCUGAUCAUCGACCCCGCUAAGCGGAUAUCGGUGGACGAGGCCCUGCAGCACCCCUACAUCAACGUUUGGUACGACCCAGCCGAGGUGGAGGCGGCCAGAGAUCUCAUCCAAAUAUCCAUGCCUCCACCUCAGAUCUAUGACAAGCAGCUGGAUGAAAGAGAACACUCCAUUGAUGAAUGGAAAGAACUAAUCUACAAAGAGGUGAUGAACUUUGAGGAGAGAACAAAGAAUGGCGUAGUGAAGGGACAGCCUUCACCUUCAGGUGCAGCCGUGAACAGCAGCGAGAGCCUCCCUCCCUCCUCCUCGAUCAACGACAUCUCCUCCAUGUCCACCGACCAGACCCUGGCCUCAGACACCGACAGCAGCCUGGAGACCUCCGCAGGACCCCUGGGGUGUUGCAGGUGACUAGCCGCCUGCCUGCGCAACCCCGUGUUCUUCCGAAGGUGAAAGAGCACGAACCGAAAGUGAAAAUAUGGAAAAAGAAUUGAUAAAAAAAAAAAAGAGUAAAGAUCAAAAUGGAUAUAUUAAGAGCAAAAACAAGAGUUAUAUGGAUUCGGGAAACGAUGACAUCCAAGGCCUGUGCAUUGUCAUUCAAAAACAGCAGUGGUAUUUAAACUGAAGUAAACAAGCUGACAUAUAUGUUAAUGAUUCUCUAGUUGCUUUGCUUAUAUUACCCCAAAUAUCUUAUGUAUAUGGCAUCCAAACAAAAACGACCAAACGCUUCGACUGGCAUCUUCUGCAACGUGCACAUCGGCUGGCUGCUGGUCUCCCAACUCCUUCCAAAAGCAUUUACGCUCCAAUCAUUGUGGCAAGGUGGUUCUGCCCAUUUCGCUCAUCACCUCAGUACAAUACAAACUUCAUUCCCACCCCCCACCCCCCUUCUCCCACACAGUCCUUAUGUAAUGGCACCGCUGUAUUUUAACCUUGUCCCGUCACGACCCCCAAUGUAAGGUUGCCUGAAUUGCGUGUUUUUAAUGUGGUUACUCUGCAGGGAUAUAUCGUCACUCGCACCCAGAGCGAUGCUCCCUGUCAUACUUGUAAAUAAUGUAAUUCUGUACAGCGGAUGGGCACACAGAGUGGGACUGACGGCCAGUACACUGGGAGUUUUAAAUAUUCUUUUUUUUUUGGUUCCUGACUAGCGCACCUUGCCACAUCACCGCUCUCCACCUCAGUUGCCCCUGCCUAUUGCUGUAGUCCUGCAUGAUUAGAUUUUUUAAAACGAUGCUAAUCGCACUGUAUGCUAAAAAUGAGUCUGCGUAAAGACUUUUGUUAAUAUAUGAUGUAAACUAACUCAACUCCAGGCGUGGGGGGGUCUGGUCACAGGAUAGGUCGUGUGCGUGUGUGUGUGCGCGUGUGUGCGUGUGUCAGGGCUGCGUUCGGGACAAAAGGGUCAUUACACACUUGUUUUCGAUUGCGCUCAGAAUUCAUAUGAUUACCUUUUGAGGAGUCUGAUUUGUGUGUAAUGUCCCUUUUACUUCCCCCAAGGCAGUGUAUGAUUGGUCCCUCCACCACUCCCGCAUGUCAUUGUGUACCAUUAACCCCUCAUAGGCACAGGAGGUUGGUAUUAUUCCACCGUGGUGUCACCACACUCUUAUUAUUUGAAAUCUAUCGGAAACCUGGAACAUUUUUCAGAAGGAGACGCGAGCGAUGCAGUCGGUAGUUCAAAGGCGGCUGAUGAGUGUUAACCUCGUAGCAAUGACUUGUUUUUUCCUGCAAAGCAAACAUCCAUUCGUUUAUCGUACAUAAAAGAAACUGAAUAUGAAUAUAGAUCAAAUGGGGAACUGGAUAGAGGCCACCGAUCAGCUAUGUUUGACUUCUUGGCUGGAGGAUUUAUUUAUUUUUAUUUAUUUAGAUAGACGGAACCUGAACAUGGCAAGUGCCUUUUGGAGAGAAGCAGCUCACGUACAGAAAGUCUUUUCGUUAUUUUUUUGACUCUGCUUCUUCUUUUUCUGCCUUAAAUCUAUCGUAGUCCACAGACCACCAGGCGUUUGGUGGAAACAAAACAAAAACCCCUCGUGAAUCUCGUGUGCGGUUGCUUUCCUCCAAUCCAAUCCAAUGCUUACGCUAGUUUUUGUUCACAUUUUAGAUGACCUUUUUUUAGUUCCCAUGCAAAUUCCAUUAGACAAUAUAUUUUUCUGAAGCUGGGGCACCAACGCAUACACAAACACUUACAAGCAUUGUUUGCACUGAACUUUGCAAAGGCUUGGCGGCUGCACUGGGCUCCACUUAUACUGAGUCACCUCUGAUUGUGAAUAUCCGUAGUCUUUUAAAAGGGAAGAUGUACAACUGGAAUCAGCUAUACGCAAUGGUUGCAAUUAGGGUAUUGCUAUGGCUUUUCUCUUUGGUGCUUUAGAUAUAAAGUGCACUGCACUCCAACGGUCACUUUUGUGUUUACCGCAUUCAUCCUGAGAUCAAUGGGAAUAAGGGGAAGACAUUGUCAUUAUUUUGGUUCCCACCGCCGCAUUUCAUGCUUCUGUGACCUGUGUUUGAAUGGACAGAGCAAACAGUUCACUCCAUACUUCAGUGGCACAUGGUUUGCAUCAGAGAUUGGGCCGCCAGUUCUGUAGAGUUAUUACUUGACAAUCAGACAAACUGACAAGAAUGUUGUUGCACACCCAAUGGUUCUCACGGUCUCUUAAUGAAUCCGUCAAAACACCAUCUACACUAAUUAUGAACAUAUUUCCUAGUGAUCGAAAUCGCAUGGCUCAUAUAUCUACUGGUUAAGAGUAAAGGUUCAGUCCCCGUGGUGACGCGGUUGAGACCUCCUUCAGGACACGUGGUGACAUCACUGUUGAGGCGGUCAUUUCGUGUAUUUUUAUUUCCCAAAGGGAACGUUUGAUAGUCUGACCGCAAUCUCUGUAAUCUCGGCCCGAGCUGCCGCAGCACAGUGCUUCUCUCUCUCUCUCUCUCUCUCUCUUUCUUUAAACGUCUCCAGCAAAGCUUACAGAGCAAACUUCAAACGGCUACUUUGUUAACACUCAUUCUGCCCGUGGCUUGUGACGUGUACAGCGAACCCGCACACAGACUCAUACAGCAGCUUCACAGAGCGACGAGGGUAACUGAGGGCGUGCGUCUCCAGGCUCCGGCUCCGGCUCGGCUUUCUGUUCGGGGUCUGUGCGGGGGCGAUCUCUCAGAAACAGGGUGCAGCUUUUGAAAUUCUUUGUGCUUUUACAAACAAUUACGAUCAAUUUCUCACCAAAAAAGGGGGUCCAGUGUCUGAGUCGGCCCCCUGCACCACAAAUAGCCACAGGUUUUUUCUACAGGGCAUUUUAAACCAUCCCAAUGACACUCUUCUCUUUAGUAUCUCUUACAUGUUCUGGUCACUGUGUACAAAAAACUGACACAUAUAAUGUUUUCUUUCCCUCUUCUUUCUUUUUCUGAAUGUGAACUUUGAAUAUUUUUUUGUAUGACGUCCCUGCAGGCAAUGCUGUUGUAAUUUUAAAAAAAAGGGGCUUUAGAUCCUGUCUAAGUUGAGAUGAUUCGGACCCAGAAGUGGCCGGGUUGUCAGCACUGAAUGUAGAAAUGAAUGCUUUCACGAUUACGCACGCCAUUGCUGCUCUGCUCAUGUGUGUGUGUGUGUGUGUGUGGGUGUGUGUGUGUGUUUGCGACUUUAGAUUAACCAGCAUUCAAACUCAAACUGUCUGUAAUUGGAAGACGUGAUCUGGCACCUGGACAUGUUAUUUUACUAUAAAAAAUGUUUUCCAGACAAUUCAUUUUUUUCAUCGUGACUCAUCGCGAUCAUAACUUUUGUGCGAUUGGUUCAAAGAAUGUCGGUCAGUGCAGUCGCGUGUGCUGAAGUAGUUCAUGUAUGUAUUUAUGUUCAGCCACAUUAACGUAGAAUUAGCGACGUGUCAACGACAGUAGCAAACCUGUUCCUCAUUUUUUGUCACGGCGGACUCACAAUGGUCUCGUGCGGUUUCAGGAUUCAGCCAUUUAUUUGUGAUAUGAACACGACUGACUUGUCAUCCGGACACAAUGUCAUUGCCGAUGUAAAAUUUAGGGCACAUCUUGUACUCAGCUGUGCCAACAUUCAAAUCUUUGCACUUGGUACUUGUGACCCCCGUGCUUAUUGGAUUUCACCGCUUUUGUUCGAGUCACAUUGUAAAUAACAACAAUACAACAAGGCAAUAAACACUUCAUUGCACUCAAGACAGGGAGGCGAGCUACGAGCUAAGGGUCAGGUGAUGCCAAAACAGUUUGGUCCUUCAAGUGGAACUGUGCGACGACGAAACCCUGUAUAGCUCAUCCGAAUCAGGUGACGUUGUUCUGCGAUUCUUUAACGACUCCUUCUCCCUCUCUCUCGUUUUCUUUAACUCCGUGCUGUUUUAGCGAACCAUUCUUUUUUGACAUUGUCAGGUUAAUAAAAAAAAGAAAAAGAAAAGAAAUUGUAUCCGUUUCACGCUGAUCUCAAAGCUUCAGGCUAUGGCGUUUCAAAUAAAGUCGAAAACAAACGCAAAAGAAAAAGAAAUUCUGAGAGCUGUACCUGUAAACACAACAUUUUAAAGGAACUGUGUAUGUAAAAAUAGUAUAUGUAUGUGAUGGAAAAUAAACAAAACCUUUGAUCUUGGA
Molecule: messenger RNA, 5925 nt
Organism: Scophthalmus maximus (turbot)
Lineage: Eukaryota; Metazoa; Chordata; Actinopteri; Pleuronectiformes; Scophthalmidae
Gene: mapk10
Product: mitogen-activated protein kinase 10
Exons: 14
Coding region: 454-1761 (435 amino acids)
Biological process (GO): protein phosphorylation; JNK cascade
Cellular component (GO): cytoplasm; nucleus
Molecular function (GO): ATP binding; JUN kinase activity
Source: RefSeq, a predicted model, not a curated record